AUGAGCGAAAAAUGUUGGUUCCCAUUGCGACAGCCGGACUAUCCGCCGCCUAUGGUAUUGGAAGACGAAACCGGAGUCACCGGGCUGGUCAAGGGGCUUUGGUGCUGCGGUGAGAUCAUACCUGAUUUGGCGCAUCUUAACAACGUCAUCAACUAUCGGGGGCCAACGAAGUUCCCGGUGGAUAUGCCCAUUCACCAUACAAGGUCUGAGGACGUACUCUGGGGGCUUACUUCAGGACCUUUAAUCAACCAAUCCGGUCACAAUGAUGCACCUUUCACAGCUGCGACUGGCACUACUGCAAUUACCAACGCCGACAUUGCAUCUCAGGAUACUGUCACUUACCAUGACAAGUUUGAAGUGCUCGAUACUUACACGAUCGAAGUAACGCCGGCAUACAUUCAGGACUGCAUGGCUGGCAAAGAGGUAUCGGAUCACAUACGUCUACACAGCAGAAUGGGGUCAUCGUCUGUACUCAUGGUCACUGGCAUUGCUGUUGCUCGCGGUGCGCAAAUUUUGCGGUCGGAAAGGAAGAGGCCUUUAUUCCAUGAAGGCUUCAGAGCGUAA
Colletotrichum paranaense is the source of this 564-nucleotide messenger RNA. RefSeq lists its product as uncharacterized. NCBI's taxonomy places the organism in Eukaryota, Fungi, Ascomycota, Sordariomycetes, Glomerellales, Glomerellaceae. The record is from RefSeq and is a predicted model, not a curated record. The transcript has a single exon. Bases 1 to 564 code for a protein of 187 amino acids.